AUGCUCAUUAUUUCAUUUUUAUGAAUUAAUUUUGAGUGUAUUCCUUUAGAAGAAGAAACUUAUACAAGAAUCAGAUUUUUUGAAAAUUGGGAAACAGAUGAUCACAUCAAUGAUGUCCAUGUUCAGAUGCUUCAAGCUAGACAUUAUAUGAAGCAGGGUAGUUGAACAGAUGCUGAAGGAUUGCUGAAUAACUGUUUGCACCAUCUCUACGAGUCUGCUGAUAAAAAUCAUCCUCUGUUUAAUGAAUGCAUGCAAUGGUUAGCUGAAUGCUAUUCAUCUUUAAAUAAUAAUCUGUGCUCAUUGAAAUUGUUGGAAAAAGUUUUGGCAAUUCAAAUAGAAAAUCUGAGGUGGUAUGAUAGAGGAUCGAUAAGGAAUAUUUUGGAUAACAUUAAUGCUAUUAGAUCUGUCCAAGAAAGAACUUAA
Blepharisma stoltei is the source of this 423-nucleotide messenger RNA. The record is from the annotation of a GenBank genome assembly. Lineage: Eukaryota; Ciliophora; Heterotrichea; Heterotrichida; Blepharismidae.